This is a messenger RNA of Trichoplusia ni (cabbage looper), 2807 nucleotides long. Its product is annotated as sodium/hydrogen exchanger 9B1-like. Gene Ontology annotation, cellular component: membrane. The coding region runs from base 743 to 2245 and encodes 500 amino acids. NCBI's taxonomy places the organism in Eukaryota, Metazoa, Arthropoda, Insecta, Lepidoptera, Noctuidae. The record is from RefSeq and is a predicted model, not a curated record. The transcript is spliced from 11 exons. Gene Ontology annotation, biological process: proton transmembrane transport. Gene Ontology annotation, molecular function: antiporter activity.
CUUAUGAUGAUUCAAGUUAGGAAUACUGUAAAAUAACAUUAUAUUAAAGGGUUUUAUUACUACAUACCUGUGCCUGAUUGAUCUGCUUUGAUACAUGAACAUAUUUAGUUAAUGUAACAAACAUAUUAACAUAAUUAAUUAACUAAUUAGAUCUAUAGAUAAUCCAGCCUUACUACAGGGAUGUAUUUGGUAAUGGAAUCUUUUAUAAACUUAUAGAUUUACUAAUUACAGAAUUCAACAUUAGUAAGAAUUCAAAUCCUAAGGAUGAAUAGAAGAAACUAAUUCUACCUUACCUACAUCAUUUUAACGCAAUUUUCUGAUAUAACACAGACUUAUUUUAAUUCAACAAGCCUACAAAUGACUCUUCGGCCGGCAUGUCGCCUUAAAACCUUGCAAUUUAUUAAUAUUACAGUUAGCUUCCUCAUAAGUAAAAUACUUGUGCUAAAGACAGUGCGUCGUGCACUCUCAAUGCGUUCUCCAGUUUAAUCGGACAGUUGUAAAUAUCAUUCGCAAUCUUUAUUAAGUGAAAAUUACGUAGAUACGUUAAAUGAUAAUAAUGCCUAUUUAUUGGUUUCGCGUGUGACGUCGUGUCAGCCGGCAGCUUCGCCCGCUCGCCUCCGGUCGUCGGACCUCAUUCAGCUUACACCUCAUGAACCAUGUUCCUGUCCCCUAUUGUUCGUGUGUACUAAACUAGAGUGUUAUUAUUUCUUGGAAAAUAUAAGUGAAGAUUUUCAUUUUUAAAAUGACAGAAAAUAAAAACACAACAAAAGCCUUAGAUAAGGGCGUCUAUAUUGUACACAGCGAUGACUUAAAAACAACACCCGAAAUAACGUUCAAUUAUAAUUCAGACAAGAAGACAAUUGAAGAUGACGUUAAGAAGGAAAAUAAAUUUUGUGGUGCGGCGACGGAUACCUUGGGACACUAUUUAAUAUUAGUGAUAUUAGGUUUGGCGUCAUGGGGUCUACUGUGGUGUGCGUUUGGUGAAGAAUGGAGUUGGAAUGGGCGUUGGUUCAAACCAGCUGUGGUGGCGGCCAUUGCAUUUGCUGCGGGAGAAUUCCUGCAGAUGACCACAUCGCUCCCGCCUUUACUGGCUGCCAUCCUGACGGGUAUUACUGCACGGAACGUCGGUUAUCUGGACAUGCGAGAGUACACGGAGCUGGACUCCUUCAUGAGAAAAAUAUACCCCGUGAUUAUCUUGGGGAAAGGGUCUCUUGGGUGGAAUUUGAGUUACAUGAAGAAGAACUGGCAACAGGUUGCGGCGCUGGGCGUGCUGCCCUGGACCGCGGAGGUGGCAACCAUGGCAGUCUGCAUGAACCUGUUACUCGGAUAUCCAUGGCUCUGGGGUUGCCUUCUGGGUUCAAUAUACGCUUCAGUAUCAUGUCCAGUGCUGAUGCCGACGGUGGUGAAGCUGACUGCUGGCAAGAACUUGGCGAGGAACUGGCCUCAGUUGAUCUGUACCGCGGGGGGCACCGAUACGGCUCUCAGUGUCGGAGUGUUUGGGGUCCUGCAUAGCUUCAUCAUGUAUGAUGGUGAUGACGCCUACCGGUAUAUCAGGGCGGCGUGCGCGCUCUUGCUGGGAGUAGUUGUGGGCGUCAGCUGGGGCAGUGUUGCCAAGUUCCUGCCGCGUUGCCGAGACCCCUACGUAACGGAGUUGCGGGUGCUGUUCGUGGUAGUGGGGGGGCUGUUCGCUAACUUCCUUACUUCGCAGUAUGGAUGGGGCGGCACUGGUGGGAUAGCAGUGCUGGCGUGCAAUGCCACAGCAGCAAAGCACUGGGCGAAGGACGGCUGGCGGCUAAACAACAACCCAGCGUCGACCGCGUACCGCGUCAUGUGGUCAGCGGUCGAACCAGCCCUCUUCGCCUACACUGGGACCUUUUUUGUGAUGAGGUCAUCGAUCUCAAAAGUGAUGUUUCUGGGUUUCGGGAUACUCGUCAUAUGCCUCGCGGUACGGUUGACUGUCUCGUUCCUAGUUUGCUCAAAUCUACAACUCAGGGAGCGACUGUUUGUAUGCUGCGCCUGGGUACCAAAGUCUAUAGUUGAGGCUGUCCUAUGCCCCGUAGCGAUCAACGCGUUAUUAUCUCGCGGCCAAUAUGAUGCACAGACGAUGGAGUACGCUGAACAUUUGAUGAGAAUGACGGUUCAGGCAAUACUAGUCACGACCCCAAUUGGUUACCUACUCACUAGCCAAUUAGGUCCGAUCUUACUUAAAGAAAACAGUAAGGUCGUUAAAGAAUCCGAAGCAUAAUAGAAAAUAAUUACCUAAAGGAUCUCAUUAUUGAAAUACAUUAUUUAUUUUGGUGUAUAAGAAUUAAUGUCAGUCUUUUCUUUGUGAUCUGCGACUUCGAAUCUGUUUCCUGUGGUCAAGACUGCUCUGUAUCAGCCCGUUACAAAGAAUUUGAUAUUUUGAAAGACAAAUGUUACUACCAUGUGUAUCCUGAAAUCAUAUUGAAAAAUAUUGAUUUGAAUCAGCAUUGCGGAGAUCAGAAUGUCGCUUCGCGUAAAAUUGGAAUCUCGCCAUAUCAUGCAUGAAAGAUUGUGUUAGUACUCAGUAAAAUAAGAAAGUAUUCACGACUCAAAUUCUAAUAAUCUAUUUUUCAGCGUACAUUUAUGUAUACCUAAAUUUUAGCGAUUUUUUUUUUCACGCAAAUAUCAUAAUUAGUGACAAAUGAAAUCCGUUGAAACAAUAGACAUCAGGAUUUUGAAACAAUUCAGUAAUUCUGUAAAGCACAUUUGUAGUUUUAAUAUUUAUAGAUUUAAGUAUAGCCUAUCAUUUUCUAAGCAUGUAAAUAAAUGUACUUUUUAAGAUU